This is a messenger RNA of Pelobates cultripes (western spadefoot toad), 669 nucleotides long. NCBI's taxonomy places the organism in Eukaryota, Metazoa, Chordata, Amphibia, Anura, Pelobatidae. The record is from the annotation of a GenBank genome assembly.
AUGAAACCUAUAGGAGGCCGGUGUAGGAUUGACAUGAAACCUAUAGGAGGCCAGUGUAGGACUGACAUGAAACCUAUAGGAAGCCAGUGUAGGAUUGACAUGAAACCUAUAGGAGGCCAGUGUAGGAUUGACAUGAAACCUAUAGGAGGCCAGUGUAGGAUUGACAUGAAACCUAUAGGAGGCCAGUGUAGGAUUGACAUGAAACCUAUAGGAAGUCAGUGUAGGAUUGACAUGAAACCUAUAGGAAGCCAGUGUAGGAUUGACAUGAAACCUAUAGGAGGCCAGUGUAGGAUUGACAUGAAACCUAUAGGAAGUCAGUGUAGGAUUGACAUGAAACCUAUAGGAAGUCAGUGUAGGAUUGACAUGAAACCUAUAGGAGGCCGGUGUAGGAUUGACAUGAAACCUAUAGGAGGCCAGUGUAGGAUUGACAUGAAACCUAUAGGAGGCCAGUGUAAGAUUGACAUGAAACCUAUAGGAAGCCAGUGUAGGAUUGACAUAAAACCUAUAGGAGGCCAGUGUAGGACUGACAUGAAACCUAUAGGAAGCCAGUGGAGGAUUGACAUGAAACCUAUAGGAGGCCAGUGUAGGAUUGACAUGAAACCUAUAGGAAGCCAGUGUAGGAUUGACAUAAAACCUAUAGGUAGCCAGUGUAAGAUUCACAUAAAUUGA